AUGUCCGCAGAACGACAAGAUCAUAAGCUUGAUCGAAAUGUUAAUAGCGAGAAUGAAAGCGAGUAUAUCAGAACCUCAGACGUCUCGGAAAAGGGUGUGCAUGAAAUAUUUCGACAGCACUUUAAUGCUCGCUUUGAGCCCCUUAAGGUGGAGCCCAGCUCAGUCAACAUAGACAAGGCAGCUGUCAUAAGCGAAUCCGAAUCAUCGAACGACGAAACGGAUUGGGAUGGUAUCUCUGACGAGGAGACAAACGUACAAGUUGUAGAGUUUUCAGAUGAAACUCAGCUUGGGACAACAUUUAUGUCGAAGACAGAGAUAAAGGCUUUUAUGAAUUCGAAGCCGCCUCUUAAUCUGCCAUCCACACCACACACUACCAGUGAAGGCACAAACAGGCACGAUACGGUGGAGGCUGAUCACCUCAAGAAUGAUCUAGCUCUCCAAAGACUUCUAACUGAGUCCCAUCUUCUCGAGUCCUCUCAGGACCUAACGUUAAGUGGGCGCAACCGACAUAAAGCCACUGAUAUGCGCCUUCAGUCUUUAGGAUCCAAAUUUUCUAUAUUAAAGCAGGAGAAAAUGCCCAUGGCGCAUCGACGCGGCAUCGAGGCAAAGCAGAAUGAGAGAGAAGCCAAGCGACGGCGCAAUGCCAGAGAAAAUGGAAUUAUCCUCGAGAAAGCUGCAACCGCCAGCAAAAAAGGCCCCGAUCUCAAACGUGAUCGAGGCAUUGGUGCUCCAGGAGUUGGAAGGUUUGCUCGCGGCACUUUAAACUUGAGCCGAAAAGAUAUUGCCGAAAUUCAAGGCCCCCGGCGAGGGCCGAUGAUGAAAAGGGGUGUUAGUGGAAAAGGGAGAGGCAAAAAAAAGUGA
Molecule: messenger RNA, 861 nt
Organism: Blumeria graminis f. sp. triticale
Lineage: Eukaryota; Fungi; Ascomycota; Leotiomycetes; Helotiales; Erysiphaceae
Source: the annotation of a GenBank genome assembly